UACAUGGUGGGGGGGGGGGGCAGAAAAGGCACGCUUUGGUUGCUGAGAGAAGAUGGAGGAUCUCUCUCUCUCUCUCUCUCUCUCCGCAGCAGCUUGUUUUUCUGUCCAGGUUCUGGUUGCAUGUACUUUUCUGAUGCAGUAGUCACGAGGAGAUGAAUUCUUGGGGGCCAGAGAAAAGCCACAGUGGAUGUGGGUGUAAACCCAGCAGGCUACAUCAAACUGUGCCCUCCUCACGUGAAGCAAAGACACCACGCCAGAAGAAUGAGGGUUCAUAAAAUUAACCAGUUCAAUUUAUUCAAGAGAUAUUACAGAGGCCAGCAAUGGUGUGCUCGUGUCAGCUAAGUGAGUUUUAUUUUAAAUUUGCUGUGAGAGUGUGGCUGUUUCAGCACAAAGACUUCUGGGGGCUGCUGCUGAUUGUCACCUCCCUUUUAAAAGCCUUUCCAGAUAUACUGUUGUUCCCUCUCUGAGCCUGUCCUUAUAAAUAUAUUAAAAAAAAGACCUCUUUGUUUUCACACAACUCUCCAGAGGGGUUCAAAGCCACAACCACCAAGAUCUGUUUUUCCCCCCUCCAGAACAGCAAGCUGAAAUGAGAAUAAAAUAUUUAUUAAAAGUGGUAAGUCUGAAACAUUUGCGUGUUUACAAAGUAGCAGCGUUAAUGAUCGGUUCCUGAAGCAUUCAGGCCUGUCGGACAGGAUUUUGUUUCCCCUUCCUUUCUGGAGUUACAUUAUUUAACCUUUGCUGCUGCAGAUACUCCAGGCAAGUCUCUUAUUGUAAAGGAGAAACCUUUCAUUGCUUGUGGGUGGAGGGGGGGAGCGAAGAGAAGGGAAAGCUGUAUUGUAAUCAAAAUGUCUCUUUCUGAACGAUUCCAGGUCUGUGCUCGGAGACUCAAACCGCAGGGCACAGGGUACGCUGGUGUAACGGUUAAAUUAUUUUCUUGAUUCCUGAAAAAGAUUUUCUGCACUGGUCUCGCCCUUUAUCCAGGAUUUUGUCCUUGAAAAUGAGAAGUGUCAGCUUUGCACACCAUUAAGCUGACGAUCAUGGGAGAUAUGAAAACCCCGGACUUCGAUGACCUGCUUGCUGCUUUUGACAUUCCAGAUAUGCAGGUGGAUCCCAAAGCAGCAAUUGAGUCUGCACAUGAUGACAAUGAAGGGCAGCUAAAAGCAAACAUCCCCGCCGACGAGGACGCUCAGGUGCCUUCAGCACCAGAUGGGGUAGUAAGUGUGAUUGUAAAAAACAUCCGGACUCUCGAUUCAUCCGAAACAGCAACUACAGCAACUGAGAACCCAACUCUGGAGAAGGAAAACAAUCACGCCUCUGGCAAUGGCUUACACAAUGGCUUUCUCAGUGUGUCAACUCUAGAUAGGUUCUCCAAGGAUUCAGACAACAAGCCCACAAGGUGUGAAGGAUCCGCGGGUCCCGAACCCAAACUGGACCUGUCACGGACCGAGAACAUUGACGGCCCCGAGACUGGGCUCAAAGACUCUGCGUUUAACCAGUUCAGCCCCAUCUCCAGCGCGGAAGAGUUUGAGGACGACGAUAAAAUUGAAGUCGAUGACCCUCCAGACGCCAAAGAGGAGAGCCAGCCAGUUUUCCGAGGAAAUGUGCUCCCGGGUCCAGCUCCCGAGAGGGAAUGUGAAAAACCAAGGAAACUGGGAGGGGAGAAUGCAGCCGCCAAGUUGGAAGUGACUAUCCCAGACGCUGAAGAUAAGGGUAAGGUAUUGAAAAGCAGCAGAGAGAGUGAAAGCCCCCAUGUUAAUUCAGGAAGUCUCGAGACAUUUAAAGGCCGAAAUGCGGAUGAGAGAUUGGGUGACGAGGACAGUGAAAAGAGCUUUAAAAAUUCUCCCGAAAAGGAGCUUGAAAAUAGAACCCUCGAUGGCAAAAGUGGUGAGAAAACCGGAGUGCAGGCCACGAGUUCUUCAAAUCUGAGGGCAAAGUCCUCCUCUAAGCUUUCCUCGUGCAUUGCAGCCAUCGCUGCUCUGAAUGCUAAAAAGGCGGCAGCAGAUACCAGUAAAGAACCUCAGUCUGUCUCUAGGGGGUCUUCUCCAGUUUUAAAAGAAUCUAGAGAAAGCCCUAGAGCCGCUGAAAAAUCCCCCGGGGCCCCUCCGAGCCCCUUGGAGGUGGUGAAGAAAGUGGCCAACAAACAACCCGAUAGCCCCCGGAGCGUGUCGAGUGAAAGUAGUAUGAAAGGUUCCCCUUGCUCCCCGGCAAGCUCACCCCCUGCCAUCCCCAAAGUCCGCAUCAAGACCAUCAAAACAUCGUCUGGUGAAAUUACCAGAACAGUAACGAGAAUUAUGCCCGACGUGGAGCAAGAGCUUGGUAGAAGAGGAGCUGAACAGCCAAACUCCAUGGUUGUCUCAUCACUUUUGUCGUCUUCUCCCGGCGAGUCUGCCUUGUCUUUGUCUCCUACAACACUGAUGCAAUCGCCGCUCAUUACCGCUUCUAGUACAGUAAUGUCUCCUGAGGUUACCACAAAACAGGUUACGAUUAAACCUGUUGCCACUGCUUUCCUUCCAGUGUCUGCUGUGAAGACGGCAGGAUCGCAGGUCAUCAAUCUGAAGUUUGCAAACAACACUACAGUUAAAGCUACGGUGAUCUCUGCCGCCUCUGUUCAGAGCGCCAGCAGUGCCAUCCUGAAGGCUGCCAAUGCUAUGCAGCAGCAAACAGUGGUGGUGCCGGCCUCCAGCUUAGCAAAUGCCAAACUUGUACCAAAGACUGUACACCUCGCUAACCUUAACCUUCUGCCUCAGGCAGCAAGUUCUGAACUCCGCCAGGUGCUUUCUAAAACCCAACAGCCCAUAAAACAAGCGAUAAUCGCUGCUUCUUCGAUUCAGCCGCCCAAAAAGGUGUCGAGAGUUCAAGUGGUGGCCAAUUCUCAGAAUACAGUAGUUGAGACGUUCAACAAGGUGCUGAGUAGCGUCAACCCGGUUCCCAUCUACACACCCAACCUUAACCCUCCAACCAAUGCUAAUAUCACCAUACCACUCCGUGGCUACAAAUGCUUGGAAUGCGGAGAUUCGUUUGCCCUCGAGAAGAGCCUCGCCCAGCAUUAUGACCGGAGGAGCGUGCGGAUUGAAGUGACGUGCAACCACUGCGCAAAAAACUUGGUCUUUUUCAACAAGUGCAGCCUCCUUUCGCACGCGCGCGGGCACAAAGACAAGGGGGUGGUCAUGCAGUGCUCCCACCUGAUUAUGAAGCCCAUCCCUGCAGACCAGAUGAUCGCCCCGCUAACUGCCAUUUCCUCCGCCACCACAUCUGCGCAUGUCUCCAUCUCUGCCAUUACCACCACGAGUGCUGUUGUUAAAGCCGUGACCAACAUUCCCAAUGCAGUGAUCUCCGCACCUGCCAAUGCUCUCGUUUUGCCAGCAAUGCCCCUUGAUGAGGACCGCUCAAAGCUUUCUAGACACGGCAUGAAGUGCUUGGAGUGCAACGAGGUGUGCCUGGACGAGAUGUUACUUGCAACGCAUUUCCAACAUGCCUCAGAGGCAGGAGGGCAGACAUGCCAGAUCUGUCAGAUGCUGCUUCCCAACAAGUGCAGCUUCACAUCACACGUACGAAUACAUCAGCACAAAUCUCCGUACACAUGCCCAGAAUGUGGAGCCAUCUGCAGGUCCUCGCACUUUCAGACUCACAUUACCAGAAACUGCCUACACUACACACGCAAAGUGGGAUACCGUUGUAUACAUUGUGGUGUUAUCUACGCUGACCUGGCUGCCCUCAAAUCUCACAUCCAGGGGGCACACUGUGAAAUCUUCUACAAAUGUCCGAUCUGCCCCAUGGCUUUCAAAUCAGCACCGAGUACUCAUUCACACGCCUACACCCAGCACCCAGGCAUCAAGAUAGGAGAAGCUAAAAUAAUCUAUAAAUGCUCUAUGUGUGACACUGUAUUUACGCAGCAAACUCUGCUGUACAGCCACUUUGAUCAGCACGUUGCUAAACAGAAGGUGUCUGUCUUCAAGUGCCCGGACUGUGCAUUACUGUAUGCACAGAAACAGCUCAUGGUAGAACACAUUAAGUCUAUGCAUGGUACACUCAAGAGCAUUGAAGGACCUCCUAACUUAAAGCCUUUGGUCGUGAAGGCUGUAGCCACAACAAUGGGACAGAAUAAAGCAGAUGGAAACGGCAUCAAUGGGACUGACUGGCUGGGAAAGAAAACCGCGGUAGUGGUGAGGAAAACUGGGAGCCGAUCCAAAGCGAACAACCCUGGCUGGAUGUGCAGGGAUUGUGAGGAAUGGUUCCCUGAGCGAGAGGACUAUAUUUCUCACAUGAAGAAGGACCAUGGAAAGCAAAUGAAGAAGCACCCAUGCCGUCAGUGUGAAAAAUCCUUCAGCUCUUCGCACAGUCUGUGCAGGCACAAUCGCAUCAAACAUAAAGGCAUCCGGAAGGUCUAUACAUGCUGGAAUUGCCCAGAUUCGAAACGCACAUUCACCAAAAGGUUUAUGCUGGAGAAACAUAUACGUCUCAUGCACGGCAUUAAAAACCCUGACCUGUCCCAGAUGACAGAGGCAACAACCAUAGUGGAGUCCCCUAAGGAAGAGAAUGUGAUGUCAUCGCCGCCAAAGAGGAAGCUGGAGGACACUGUGAUGGAGAUCAGGAGUCCUGCCCGAGGAGCCAUCACGCAACCGUUAAAGAAGCUGAAAAUCAAUGUCAUCAAGCUGAACAAGUGCGCCGUGUGUGGCUUUACCACAGAGAACGUGACUCAGUUCCAAGACCACCUCCCGCAGCACAAAACUGACGGCUCCACGUGCCAGUGCAGGGAGUGCGGGCUGUGCUACACCUCGCUGCAGUCUCUCACCCGGCACCUGUUCAUCGUGCACAAGAUGAAGAAUGCCCAGCAGGUGGCCCGGCAGAACGGGGCCAGGGAGGACAGCGCGGCCGACAGCAAAGCCACCUCGGAAGACAGCCAGGAGGAGGGCAUGCUGACGGACAAAAAGUGUAAAGUCUGUUCCAAGACAUUUGAAAGCGAAGCUGCCUUGAACACACACAUGCGGACACAUGGAAUGGCCUUCAUAAAGUCCAAGCGUUUGUGCGCGACGGAGAAAUGAGGAGCGUUCUCGCCACUCGGACGCCCGCAUUUUUCUAAUAGGUGGGUUGGGGGUGGAGGGGGGGUCAGGGGAAGGGGGAGAAUACGCUCCCGCCACUCCCCGCCCGCCCAGAAAGGGCCACUCCCUGCAGGGGUGAACACUCGGCCUGGUGUCGCUGUCACACGUUCCAUAAGGACCCUCUCGGAACCAUCUGGAAAUGCUGAUCCUGGGCAGCCGCGUAGCUAACCCCGUGGCGGUCUCAUGUCUAAAUCCACAGUCGGUUGAUUUGGGGAAAAAAAGGAAGAAACUCGACACUUUUUAAGAAGUAUACAUUUUUGUACUGUUGCAAUACAUCCUUUUACUCACUCUGUACUUUUUAUGCCACCAAACAAGUUCUCUCUUGUGGUUCCCACAAAGCUUGUGCAAUUUGGUCACCAUUCAGUGAAUUUGAUCUCUCGGGCACUAAGGAACUAAUGGCAUUCACUAAAGGCGUUAUUUCAAAGAAAAACUCACGUACACACAAAACAGAGGAGAGGGGAGUCAAGUCUCACAUAAACAGUAUUUUGCUCGUGUCUAGUUCGGUUGAAACUCUUUUGGCCAAAUCUUCAGUGUUUUUUUUAAAUGAAUUGAAAAUGUGUUUCUAAUGGACCAAAUUAAGCAGGGCUGUAUCACAUUGUCAUGUUAUUUUGAAAACCCUGGUUUAGUCGCUCAAAAAGGUAUAAUAUGCAGAAGGGAAACAGAAAAAAAUCAGGAAAAUAACCCUCACAUGAGCUUGUGUUUCCAUAUAUAAUGUGAGCACAUUACAGCCCAGGUACUGUGAAUGUUCUAUUUGUGAGCAGGUUUAUUAUCAAUUACUUUUUUUCCGCAUCUUGGAUCAGUUGGUCAGUGUUAUUUUCCUAAUAAGUAUUUACAAGAGAGAGAUUACUUGAGCGCGUGUGUGUGUGUGUGUGCAAGAGCAAGCGAUUGUCAUUUUUGUUUGGUUUCGAAGUAUGAGUGAGUGAGCGAGCGAGCACUUAGCGAUGAGUUGUUUAAAGGCAAGCUCCUAUUUAAAUAGCAAUGUUACUGUUGUGUGAACAGGACGAUUGAAAUCUUACAGACUGACUUUGCAGACAGAGAGCACUGGUCCUUUCGAUUUGGGUCCUUGAUCAUUUUAGAAAUCUAGCUGCUCUUUUAUCCAGUGGUUGGAACCUCCCCUCCACCCCUCUUGCAAUAACACAUAUGAGACUUUGUCUUGCCACAUGUUCUUGAUACACUUAUCACUGUUUUGAUGAAGUGCCCCCUUCUCUCCUCUCCUUGCCUCUGUUCCUUGCCCUUAGUUUUUCUUCCAGUUUAUUCACCUGACGUCAUCGAUUGGUUGGUCUGUGCUUAGAGUUACUGGUGCAUUAUCUAAUGUCCAGGAGAAUCCUUUAGACCCAGAAAUUCUAAUGGUCUUAGGCUUAAGACAAAUGUACAACAUUUUAGGAAAGUUUUAAAGAUGGGAAUUUCACCUUAAGGCUGAAUUUCUGAUUUUCAAAUGCUGCGCAAUUUUAAGUGUUUAGGACAGAACGUCAAUCCACUUUGUAAAAGUUUGCAGUGCUUAUUCCCUACCACUAGGAGGGCUCACUUAGCACUAUUGUGGCACCCAGUGGUGUUGCUUAGCAAAUGCAGGUAAAAGUGAUAAUAAUAAUAAUCCUUGCAUUUGAUAUAGCGCCUUAUC
Molecule: messenger RNA, 6717 nt
Organism: Callorhinchus milii (elephant shark)
Lineage: Eukaryota; Metazoa; Chordata; Chondrichthyes; Chimaeriformes; Callorhinchidae
Gene: znf532
Product: zinc finger protein 532
Exons: 9
Coding region: 1038-5042 (1334 amino acids)
Source: RefSeq, a predicted model, not a curated record